UACCUCCAUCACUAUAUACAGUGAUGCGUCAGGGUGCCCACUCCUCUCAGUUCACCUCCUAGGCCAGUGGUCGGCAAGCCGCGGCUCGCGAGCCACAUGCGGCUCUUUACACACUUCAAUGCGGCUCUUCUGUUUGUUCUUUGAUCUUACCUGUUCCUCGAUCCAGCCGCGCGCUGUCUUCCCGGCUUCUGUAAUGGGCUCGGCAUGACAGCCGGGUGCCCAGUGCGCAUGAGCGAGAAGCACUUGCGCUUUGUGAUUGGUCCGGCGGCUUCUGGGAUCUGUCAUGUGUCCCAGGUACCGCCUUACCAUUCACAAAAAGCACCGCUUCUUGCGCAUGCGCACUUGGCACCCGGCUGUCAU
Staurois parvus is the source of this 360-nucleotide messenger RNA. NCBI's taxonomy places the organism in Eukaryota, Metazoa, Chordata, Amphibia, Anura, Ranidae. The record is from the annotation of a GenBank genome assembly.